This is a messenger RNA of Columba livia (rock pigeon), 7116 nucleotides long. RefSeq names its product endogenous retrovirus group K member 8 Gag polyprotein-like. The transcript has 2 exons. The record is from RefSeq and is a predicted model, not a curated record. Lineage: Eukaryota; Metazoa; Chordata; Aves; Columbiformes; Columbidae. Gene Ontology annotation, biological process: viral process. The coding region runs from base 599 to 1990 and encodes 463 amino acids.
UGCAGUGUGGGUUAUCUUGGCUGUAUUUAUAGGCAAUGUGCUGAUUUUAGUUAUUGGACCUGCUGUGUUAGCAUGGGAAGUUACUGGGGGGUUGUGGAAAAUUACAGCCGAUGGGUGUAAGAACAAAGCACAGGAGCUGGUGGUUUGGCAACAGUAUCUUGUUAUAGUCGCGCGAAGCUUUCCUAACACGAAAGGCAUGUAGUUACAAGGACCUAAGAUAAGAUAUGCAUGCUUUCUUACUAACCUAUCAUGAGCUCAGCUUUUGUAAUAUGUAUGAGCUAAUUAGUUGGUAUACCAAUCAGUAUAAUCCACGAUAGUAGUUGUAAUGUAUGUAACAGUAUAAAAGGAUUGUGUAGAGAACAAUAAAGUGGACACUUUGCUUGCAUCAAGUUGCGUCCCCGUCUCUUCAUCGCGGCAAAUGGUGCCCCCCGACGUGAUCUUUGGUGAAGACUCCGCCGGAGGCUGAUAAUCACCUAUCUGGUGGCGUGCUGCGAGUCCCGCAGAACUGGGAACGCUGCUACAAGGAGCAGGGAAAAGCCGGCUACUGAAGUCAUCACCCCCGUCUGGAACGAGAGGUGAGCUGCGGGAAACUAGCAAAAUGGGGAAUCAGACGAGUUCCCCUGAAAGAGACGUUUAUGAGCUAAUGAAAGCUUUGCUUCAGAAGCAUGGGGGAAAAACCCUUUCGGGUCAGGACCUCAAGCUGAUCCUUAAAUGGGUCCAGGUUAAGAUCCCUACAGUUACUGCUUCUUCGAUUUUUACCCGGGAACUUUGGGACGAUGUACGGGUGAAAUUAUGGGAUGCAGCUACCUCUGGAAAUGAGGAAGCGCAACGUAUGCUCCCACGAUGGAGAAAAAUUUUUGAGGCUGUGAAAGCGCAAGAGCAGAGCCAACGAGGUUCAGAAGGGGAGACAAAGCCCUCUGCACCAUCAUUACCGUUACCACCCCCCUUGGCCUGUGCAGCGGGGUAUCCCCCGGAGGAUGAUCCCUUUGAUCCCGGACCUGUUGAUCCCGAAAAAGAACCCGAUCUUUUCCCUCCUGAUCCUCAUAAUGCCUGGGGAGAGAUCAAACGCCAAGCCUUAAAGGAGGGGGAGUUAGAGAUAGCAAGGACUAUAGUAGCGCCUGUUAUAUAUCAAGGAAGGGGGGGGGCGGCUCAAUGGGAAGCAUUAUCCUUCUCAGUGAUUAAGGAGUUGCGUCGUACGGUUACCGAGCACGGGUUGUCUUCUCCUUAUUUUGCAAGCCUUUUAUCUUCUGUAUUCGAUACAUAUGUCAUGACCCCACAUGAUUUAAAAUCUCUCGUCGCGAUUGUUAUUAACCCCGACGCAAUAUCAAUGUGGGAGUCUCAAUGGAGAACGGGGCUGCAGACAAUUUUGUUGGGGUAUGCGGGACAUGCGAAUGCUGCCCUAGCUGCCUUAACCAUAGAACAUCUUACUGGGACUGGGCAACAUGCAGACCCGGUCGGACAGGCAAGGGAUAUCCCCCGAGAAGCCUUAGAAGCAGUCCGGGAGGAAGCGAAAAAGGCUUUAUUGAAAGUUCCUGAUUCUCAAAAGCCUCAGAAAGCGUUUACUAAUAUCACCCAAGAGCCCCGAGAGCCGUAUAUGCAAUUUGUAGACCGCUUGAAACAAGCCUUAGAUCGGCAAGUAGAUAAUACCGAGGCUCGAGAUAUCCUAUUACUUAAAUUAGCAGUGGAAAAUGCCAACGCUGAUUGCAAAAAACUUUUAAAAUCGCUUCCAAACCAAAAUCCUACUUUGAUUGAGAUGAUUGAGGCGUGUAACAGAAUUGGCACUAUGGAUUAUAAAUAUGAAGCGAUGGCUGCUGCCUUUGCGGCCAUGCGCGGACCUGUGGGAAACAGUAAGCAACAGAACUGUUUCGGUUGUGGAAGCCAGGUCACUUUAAAAGAGAUUGUCGCAGCGCCGGGGGGAAGAGACCUCCAGCACCUGGUAUUUGUCCCAGAUGCCAGAAGGGACGGCAUUUUGCAAACCAAUGUAAUCUAAAUAUGAUGUGAAUGGGCAUCCCAUACCGGGAAACCGGCAGUGGAGCGCGAACCCGCGGCGCGUGCAGACACAAGUUCCGCGGCCAGCCUCAACGCCCCUGCAAGCGCGGGGGGAGGAGCGGGGGACCGGAGGGUUUCCAGUCUCUCUCCCGCAACAGCAGGGAGUGCCGGCCUGGACCUGGCAACCGCCCACACAGUAACGCUGCUUGAUUCCUCUGUUCACUUACUGCCUACCAAAGUUGCAGGCCCUUUGCCUCCUCAAACGCAGGCUUUAUUAUUGGGAAGAUCAUCCACCACCCUGUCAGGGCUUUUUGUAUUGCCUGGAGUAAUUGAUCCUGACAGUAAUUCCGAAAUCAAAAUUAUGGCUUGGACCCCAUUUCCUCCUUGCACAGUACCAGAGGGAAGUCGUAUUGCUCAAUUGAUACUGAUCCCUAAGGAGGACUAUGUCUCAAUCCCUGACCAAAUGCUCCCGCGGAGACAGGGAAGCUUUGGGUCUACGGGAGAACCACUAAUUUUAUGGGCUCAAGCCAUCUCACAAAAGCGUCCUAUAUGUCAAUGUACCCUCAUUUGCAGAGGUCAGCAAGUCGUGUUGAGUGGAAUCAUUGAUACAGGUGCAGAUGUUACCGUUAUUUCUCAAGCGAAGUGGCCUUCUAGGUGGCCUUUAGCUGAUAUCUCUCAGACGUUAGCAGGGAUUGGGGGGUGCGGAGCUAGCCGCCAAAGCGCAGAAAUGAUACAAGUUCAAAAUUCAGAAGGACAAGUUGCCUCAGUCAAACCGUUUAUCUUACCAGUACCUAUGGUCUUGUGGGGACGUGAUGUGUUGUCUCAGUGGGGGGUGUCUAUCCAGACACAUUUUUAGGUGGGGCCAUUGAGGGGCGUGAAACCCUAAAGUUAACCUGGAAGACAGACACUCCUAUUUGGAUUGAUCAAUGGCCCCUGCCACUGGAAAAACUUCACGCCCUCCAAGAAAUAGUUAACGAACAACUAUCUAUGGGACAUAUUGUACCCUCAACGAGUCCUUGGAACUCGCCUAUCUUUGUUAUUAAAAAACUGACUGGCAAGUGGCGCCUGCUCCAUGACCUCAGAAAAAUUAAUGACGCUAUGGAAGAUAUGGGGGCCCUGCAGCCUGGGCUUCCAUCACCUACCAUGAUCCCUCGAGAUUGGCAUUUAACUAUCAUAGACCUCAAAGAUUGUUUUUUCAACAUUCCAUUGCAUCCAGAUGAUGCCCCUAAAUUUGCCUUUUCUGUGCCAAGCGUCAACAUGCAAGCUCCUUUGCAAAGAUACCAGUGGGUUGUGCUACCGCAGGGAAUGAAAAAUAGCCCUACAAUAUGCCAAUGGUAUGUAGCAAAGAUACUUAGUCCUGUUAGAACUGCAGUGCCUGCUGCAUUGUUAUAUCAUUAUAUGGAUGACAUUCUAGUGGCAGCACAGCACCAUGAAGUCAUGGAGGAAGCUGUAGCCCUUGUCGUGGCUGCUGUAAAAUCAGCAGACCUCUGUAUUGCACCAGAAAAAAUUCAAAGAAUGCCACCUUGGAAAUACUUAGGAUGGCGUAUAAGGGCUCAGACUAUUACCCCGCAACCCUUACAGAUACAGGCAAAUGUAAAGAACUUACAUGAUGUACAAAAACUGCUGGGUACAAUCAAUUGGGUCAGACCAUUGUUAGGAAUCAGUAAUGCGGACCUUCGUCCCUUAUUCGAAUUGCUUAAAGGAAGCUCGGAUUUAAACGCUCCGCGAACUCUUAGUCCUGAAGCCAUAGCUUCCUUGCAUAAAGCUGCAACAGCAAUUGCCUCCAGACAAGCGCAUCGAUGGGAACCAGAAUUGCCUUUUCAAUUAAUCAUCCUUAAUCCUGCUAGACAGCCUUAUGCGCUUAUCUUUCAAUGGGACUGCCAGAAAACUGACCCUUUACUAAUCAUUGAAUGGAUUUUUCUGCCUAACCAAGCCACAAAGACGAUUUCUACCCAACAUGAGAUGUUUGCAUCUUUAAUCAUCAGGGCCAGACAGCGAUUACUUACCCUGGCAGGCACGGACUUUGCCCUCAUAUGUAUGCCAGUAACAACUGUUUACCUGCAAUGGCUACAACAACAAUCAGAUGCACUAGGUAUAGCCCUGACUGGUUAUGCAGGCCAACUCACUUCUCAUCCGCCUUCUCACAAGCUGUUAAGCAUUGAUUUUCACCUUUUACCUGUUCCAAAGCGGAGUGACCAGCCUUUACAAGCCCUCACUGUAUUCACAGAUGGGUCUGGCAAAUCUCACAAGUCUGUUAUCCUUUGGUGGGAUGAACAUCGGGAACGGUGGAGCUCAGAUGUAGAGACUGUACAGGGUUCUCCUCAAAUAGUAGAAUUAUCUGCAGUUGUUCGAGUGUUUCGAAAAUGGUCUGCCCCUCUCAAUAUAAUCACUGAUUCUGCUUAUGUUGCAGGAAUUGUUAGCCGAGCAGAAGCUUCUGUGCUACGGGAUAUUUCUCAUGCGGCACUGUUCAAUCUGUUACAAGAACUCAUUUUCCUGUUAGAUUCCCGCCUUCACCCUUAUUUUAUUAUGCAUGUCCGAUCUCACACUUCUCUACCUGGUUUUAUUGCAGAAGGGAACCGACAAGCGGAUUUGCUUACGCUACCGGUGCAGGUGUUACCAGAUCGAUUAGCGCAAGCUCGACUCAGCCACUCCUUUUUUCAUCAAAAUGCUGCAGGCCUUACGUUUGUUAUUAAAACAAAAAGGGGGAAUAGGGGCUGCUACACCAGAGGAGCGCUUACAGAAAGCCUUGUAUGUUUUUAAUUUUUUGAAUUGUUCCCUGUUAGACAGCAAUCCUCCAGUAGUUCGUCAUUUUAGCACAAACACCCUUUUUGAACCCAAGAUUAAGCCGCCAGUAUUGAUCCGGGACCCCGAAACAGGUAAAGUGAUGGGACCCUAUCCCCUUGUUACAUGGGGUAGAGGUUAUGCUUGUGUUUCCACAGAGAGAGGUCCUCGCUGGAUCCCGGCAAAGAACGUGAGACCCUUCCGAGAAACAUUGCAACGACAGUCUUCUGAUAACGCUCCAGAACCUGCGUUCGAUGAGGAGAACGUUGCUCCCGAAUGAAUUCCGUCUCAGAAACAGAUAAGCGAGAGCUUCAAUGUCCAGACUGCGAAGUGUGCAAUUUCUGGAUCCUUAGAAUUUGUGCUGACUGCGAAAGACCACAGUGGUACCACAGACCUGGGAAGUAAACCCCGAUAAGUGGGAGGAAACAAAAAGGAGGUGUCGGAAAAAGAGAAACAGAAGGAAGACUAAGAGCCUGCAGGAAUGGGCCAAGUAUUAAUCUUUUUGUUAAGUACUAUAAGCUUAGGUCUUAGCUUUGAUUUACAUCAUGUUGACCCUCGUACUAAUGUGUGGCUCACGUGGGCAAAUCGUACUGGGACCACAGACUUUUGUCUGUCCCUGGCGCAAGUAAGCGAUCCGUUUAGAACAUGUUUAAUUGGGUACCCAUAUGUACACCUAGACGAUUUUCGAGGUUACGUUAACACCCCUGAUUUGUCGAAUGUACUCAAUCCCUCAUAUUGGCAAUGGAGGAGAAAUAACAGUGACGGAUGGUGUAUAAAAAGUAGCGACUGGCCAGUAGAGCAGGGAGCCAUGCUCCAGCAAGGCUUAAUUCAAAGGCUCAAUUUCUCUAAUCACUUACCGUUUCAGGAACUGACACUUUGGGGCUCCUUCCCUCCACAGGGGGAAUGGGAGAACAUCUCAAAUCGCGAAAAUUGCUCUAAUAUGAGUCCGGAGAUUCUUCCUGUUAACGGGACUGGAGUGGUCUAUUUUGGUGAUAGCUGGACUGGGUAUUUGAUUCGAGAUGGUCACAAAGAGACAUUAGAUUCACUGAUUCAUUAUCAAAACGUGUCAGGUAACUCUGGCCAUUGGAACAUUUCGAUGAAUACAGGGACUAGAGAUGUGGCCGAUAUCACUGGACAGGUAAGGUUGCCAAAAGGCUAUUUCUUGAUUUGUGGAGAUAGAGCAUGGCCCGGAAUUCCUUUUAAACCUGUGGGAGGACCUUGUUAUAUUGGGAGACUUACGCUGUUCGCACCCCAUAUGAGGGACGUGCUUAAUCGUUCCCUGAGCAAUAGUACCAGAUCAAAAAGGUCAUUGCGACAAUUACAACCAGAUUGCGAUGAUCACGUCAAUUUAGGGUCUUUAGGAUCUACUAUAGCUCUGUCCCUAUUUUUGCCUGGUGGAAUGGCCGCAAGCAAUUGGAAUAAAAUAAAACAAUUGGCAUGCUGGGCUGUCAAAGAAUUUAACACGACCUCUGACAUUUUGUCAGGAUUAGCUCAAGAUGUAGAUAGCUUACGACAUGUAGUCUUACAGAAUCGUGCCGCCAUAGAUUUCCUUUUACUAGCCCACGGACAUGGAUGUCAAGAAUUUGAAGGAAUGUGUUGCAUGAAUCUAUCUGACCACUCUGUGAGCAUUCAUAAACAGAUUGCAGAACUACGAGAAAGGAUUCACAAUGUGCAGGAAGGAAUGGAUGGACUCGAUGGGUGGCUAGCUUCUUGGGGAAUUACAGGGUGGAUAAAAGAUUUACUUAAACAGGGAAUUUUGAUCCUUUUAGUAAUUUGUGUAUUAUUACUAACGAUUCCAUGUAUUUUGCAGUGCUUACAAAAGUCGAUAACCGCUUCAGUAAAUAAGAUUUUUCUUGUACAAGCACAAGACCUCCCGAAAACUCCCAGUACAGAAGCAAGACGUCCUCGAACUGGUUGGGCGCCGACCUUGGGAAGAAGCAAAUGUUUGAAAACAAAAAGGGGGAGAUGUGGGUUAUCUUGGCUGUAUUUAUAGGCAAUGUGCUGAUUUUAGUUAUUGGACCUGCUGUGUUAGCAUGGGAAGUUACUGGGGGGUUGUGGAAAAUUACAGCCGAUGGGUGUAAGAACAAAGCACAGGAGCUGGUGGUUUGGCAACAGUAUCUUGUUAUAGUCGCGCGAAGCUUUCCUAACAUGAAAGGCAUGUAGUUACAAGGACCUAAGAUAAGAUAUGCAUGCUUUCUUACUAACCUAUCAUGAGCUCAGCUUUUGUAAUAUGUAUGAGCUAAUUAGUUGGUAUACCAAUCAGUAUAAUCCACGAUAGUAGUUGUAAUGUAUGUAACAGUAUAAAAGGAUUGUGUAGAGAACAAUAAAGUGGACACUUUGCUUGCA